UAUACCACCAAGUGGUCUGAGCUAAUAUCACACAGGGCUUUAAGCACAAUGAAUGAAGCAAAAUUCAAUAAACCGUCAACACUGCCUUUCACUCAUGAUGUUCAGCUCCUUCAUAAACACCUGGAAACUACUGCCAAUGCAGCAUCUGAAAACCUGAAAAAAACAUCAUCAUCACAAAGUUAUGCAGAACUUGCAAAAGCUACCCUUGCAAGGGUAAUUAUUUUCAAUCGUAGGCGUGCCGGUGAAGUAUCUAAAAUGCAGCUCAAAAGCUUCCAGGAAAGAGAGAACACACUACUUCACGCAGAUGUUGCAGUAGGUCUUUCCAAAUUUGAGCAGAAACUCUGUAGUCAUUUUAGUAGAGUUGAAAUCAGAGGUAAAAGAGGUCGAAAGGUUGCUGUCCUCCUCACACCAGAUAUGGUAGAUGCCCUAACACUUCUGGUGAAUAAAAGAACAGAGUGUGCGGUUCAGGAUAACUGCUUCUUGUUUGCUAGACCCAAAUGCCAGAGUCAUUACAGAGGUCAAGAUUGCUUGCGGCUCUAUGCAACUCAGUGUGGUGCUCAAAAUCCACAACAUCUCAGGUCAACACAUUUGCGCAAACACGUGGCCACUCUAUCACAAAUUCUUAAUUUGAAAAACAAUGAAUUAGAUCAAGUUGCUGACUUCUUGGGGCACGAUAUUCGUGUACACCGUGAGUAUUACAGGCUUCCAGAAGCGACAACUCAGCUGGCAAAAAUAUCCAAACUUCUGCUUGCUAUGGAAAAAGGGUGUCUCCCUAACUUUCAAGGCAAAUCACUCGAUGAAAUUGAAAUUGAAGAUGAGAUCAACUUAACUGAUGGCAGUGAUGGAACUGAACCUGACAGUGAUACAGAGGAUGCUACCUUGGGCACACCAAGACUGAAUGAAAGUCAAAGCAUUCAGCCAGCUACAGAAGAUAAUGCUGGAGGCUCAACAGAUUCCAUCAGUGGUCUCUAGGGAGGUCAUUUUUCUCAGUGAGUUUUAGUGGUGGGGGACCUUUGCUGAAAAAGAGCCAUAUGGAGAGCUACUCUGGAUCAAUCUGGAUUUCCCUCUGUCUCCCAUCAAGUAACAUUCAUGUAGUGACAUUCAUGCUGUUUCUCUUAUUUGCAAUAUUCUAUGUGUUGAAUUCUUGCCUUAUUUAGCCAGUUAAUAUGUGUAAUUAAUUUGGGUAUGACCUGGGUAUGAAUCCAUCUUUAAACCAUUGUGAAGCUCAGCUUUCUAAACCUUGGAUAACAUAACUUUUAAAUGUCUGUGUGCUAAUUAAAUGGAAUAAUGUUAAGUUUAACAUUACUACAGAUUAUAGCACAGGAAUUCUGGUGUCAUUCUUCAUAAAUGACUAUUUUUAUAUCCUUUGUAAUUAAUACACAAAUUUAGCUUUUCGAUACAGGUUGUAUGCAUUCUUUACUGAAAGAACUGCCCUACACAUGCAACUGUAGUAAAUUAUAUCCCAGCUCAACAUUAUCAUUCUCAGCAAUCUCAUGUAUAACUACUUCAGUUAUUUGUAUGUGUUUGCAUCUAAAUAAUACUGACUGAUUUGUUUUUUUUCUGUGACAGUGGGCCAGGUUUUUACAGCAGCAAUUAAAACCUCAAAGAAGAAGUCGCGAACACAGUGGUCAAAACAGGAGGUGACAGCUGUAUUGAAACAUUUUAAAGAUCAUAUAACCAAAGGAAAACUGGCAACAAUGGCAGAGUGUCAGCAGUGCAAGUCAGCUGAGGACCCUGUUCUGGCAGGGCGCACUGUACAAAAUAUAAGAGAUUUUGUUAGAAAUAGAGGGAUCACACUAAAAAGGAAAACCAUGUCUAAUUGAAUAUAUAUUAUUUUCUAUAGAGGCAAAAAUGCCAAGGAGAAAAAUAUUGUUUAUUUCUAAUUUUUGGGGAGUAAAGAAUUUGCCCUCGUGUCAUGCACUCUUAAGUUGCAGAAAGUCUUUUGUUACAAGUUAUAAUAAAAAAUUAAUUAUUUUAAUAUUAAUAUUUUAAUUUCACGUUAGUACUUGUGCAUAAGUAAUCUGCAUUUCAUUAAUCAGGAAAAAAGUCAUUUUUGUUUUUGUGCAUAUUCGAGGUCCAAUAAAACAUCACUGACCUUCUAGCACAGUGAAUGGA
This is a messenger RNA of Brienomyrus brachyistius, 2115 nucleotides long. RefSeq lists its product as uncharacterized. NCBI's taxonomy places the organism in Eukaryota, Metazoa, Chordata, Actinopteri, Osteoglossiformes, Mormyridae. Gene Ontology annotation, biological process: DNA integration; DNA recombination. The record is from RefSeq and is a predicted model, not a curated record. The transcript is spliced from 4 exons. Bases 49 to 972 code for a protein of 307 amino acids. Gene Ontology annotation, molecular function: DNA binding.